AUGGAUACAGAAAUCGAUCAGAACCUGGAACAGAUAACCCGCGAAUACGUCGACUUUCUGGAUGAUGUGGAGGACCAAAACAUAUACGCUACGAUGGUUAAGAACAUGAUCCAAGAAGAGAAAUACAGACUAGUUGUAAAUAUCAAUGAUUUGAGGAGAAAAAAUUCUGCACGUGCGGCAAGUCUGUUGAACAAUUCCUUUGAGGAGCAGCUGGCGUUUCAGAAUGCCCUGAAACAAUAUAUCUCAAGCGUGGACAUUGACUAUGCUAAGAGCAAUAAAGAUUUCUUUGUCGCUUUCGAGGGCAGCUUUGGAAACAAGCACGUCACGCCAAGAACACUUACCUCUCGUUACCUGGGUAACUUGGUGUGUGUGGAGGGAAUUGUCACGAAAUGUUCAUUGGUACGACCAAAAGUGGUGAGAAGCGUCCAUUAUUGCGACGUGACCAGAACGAUUUUGGAAAGAGCCUAUUCAGAUCUAACUUCCUUAGAAGCUUUUCCUCAUUCCGCUGUUUAUCCGACUACCGAUGAAGACGGCAAUCCGCUUGAAACAGAAUUUGGUUUAUCGACUUACAAGGAUCACCAGACGCUUACUAUACAGGAGAUGCCGGAAAAAGCUCCAGCUGGUCAAUUACCGCGAAGCGUGGAUGUAAUUUGCGAUAACGAUCUGGUGGACUUGUGUAAACCUGGAGAUCGAGUGCAAGUUGUUGGAAACUACCGAUGUCUCCCAGGAAAACAGGGUGGUUAUACAACUGGAACUUUUAAAACGGUCCUGAUCGCCAACAAUAUAAUGCAACUUAGUAAAGAAGCAAAUCUUGCAAUCACUCAUGACGAUGUAACUAUGUGCAAGAAACUGGCGAAGAACAAGAAUAUCUUCGAACUCCUGGCCAAAUCCCUUGCGCCAUCCAUACAUGGUAAUGAAUACAUAAAAAAAGCAAUUCUAUGCCUUCUUUUGGGUGGAGUGGAGAAGAUUUUGCCAAAUGGUACGAGGCUGAGAGGAGAUAUAAACGUAUUACUGAUUGGAGAUCCAUCAGUGGCUAAAUCGCAACUAUUACGUUACGUGUUAUGUACCGCUCCACGAGCAAUUCCUACCACUGGAAGAGGAUCCUCUGGUGUUGGUUUAACAGCGGCGGUUACGGUCGAUCAAGAAACUGGUGAGCGUAGAUUGGAAGCAGGCGCGAUGGUUUUGGCGGACCGUGGUGUUAUUUGUAUCGACGAAUUCGAUAAGAUGUCAGACAUCGAUAGAACGGCAAUACAUGAAGUGAUGGAGCAAGGCAGAAUCACAAUUGCCAAGGCGGGGAUUCACGCCAGUUUGAAUGCGCGUUGUUCAGUACUAGCUGCUGCAAAUCCUGUGUACGGGAGAUAUGAUCAAUAUAAGACUCCCAUGGAAAAUAUUGGCCUGCAGGAUUCUCUGUUGUCGCGAUUUGAUCUGCUCUUUGUUAUGUUGGAUAUGAUUGAUUCGGAACAGGAUCACGUGAUUAGCGAUCACGUUGUCCGAAUGCAUCGAUACAGAAGUCCUCUGGAACAGGACGGGGAAGCUUUGAGUUUAGGCUCAAAGUUAGAUAUGUUGACCACGAAAAAUCCGGAUGAUGUAGCUACUGAAGAAACGCAGUCCCAAGUUUAUCAGAAAUACGAUCCACUUCUACAUGGACAAACGCGUCGUAAAAACGACCAGAUUCUUUCCAUACAAUUCAUGAGAAAAUACAUACACAUUGCACGGUGCAUGAAGCCCAAACUCACAGAAGAGGCCAGCGCUGUUAUUGCGGAAGAAUAUUCGACACUUCGAUCAGAGGAUAUGAUAGAAUCCGACGUUGCGAGAACUCAACCUGUAACAGCGAGAACUCUGGAAACAUUGAUUCGAUUGUCCACGGCGCACGCAAAAUCCCGACUCUCGAAGAACGUAGAAAGCGAGGAUGCACGCGCUGCAAUAGAGCUUGUACAGUUCGCUUACUUCAAACGUGUGCUGGAAAAAGAAAAGAGGAAGCGGCGACGUCACGAUAGCGACGCGUCGGAGGAUGCGGACGAGAUAGAUGAGAACAGACAGGCGAAGCGCUCGAAAAAAGCUGCAGGAGAUUCAGGUGACCCAUACGAAUACGACAGUGACGACGAACACAUCGAGCAAGUGACCAGAAGAAUAACCAGAACACAGUCACAAAAGACUAGCACGCACACAUCAGACAGUGGUCAGCACAUGGAGAUCGAAGAUCAAGAAUCCGGACUUUCUGAAACAACGACGUCGACUAUCACGCAGGAAAGACUUGCAGUCUUCAAAUCGUCGCUUAAUAAAUUGUUCCAAGAACGGAGAACUCAAAAUAUUCUGAAGACGGAAGUCGUUGAUUAUCUAAACACAACGCUUUCUCUGAAUUUUACAACUGAUGAGAUUAACGCCGCUAUUAGCACCAUGACGGAUGCGAAUCAGAUUAUGGCUGUGGAAGGCUUCAUCUUCUUGAUAUAAAAGGUUUUUGUAAUGUCUCGUUAUAUUUUAAAUAUUAACCGAAAUGAUAUCUUCAAACCCUUAAUUUAUCAGAAUGUGAAACUUCUGGUUACUCGUUACAACUAUAUUAUGAAAUUAUGAGAAAAACGAAGAAUCAUAACUACAAUGAAUAAUUAUUUAGGCUUUUCGUAAUUUCGUAAGCAAGCCUUCGAGAGAAAUAUUUUUUAUACCAUUUGUAAUGUAUGCUAGCGAUCGAGUAAUAAUAAUAAGCUGUACACGUUUAUGAAUAA
This is a messenger RNA of Monomorium pharaonis (pharaoh ant), 2720 nucleotides long. It is a transcript of the gene Mcm3, whose product is annotated as DNA replication licensing factor Mcm3. The coding region runs from base 1 to 2451 and encodes 816 amino acids. The record is from RefSeq and is a predicted model, not a curated record. Gene Ontology annotation, molecular function: ATP binding; single-stranded DNA binding; single-stranded DNA helicase activity. Gene Ontology annotation, cellular component: MCM complex; nucleus. Gene Ontology annotation, biological process: mitotic DNA replication initiation; double-strand break repair via break-induced replication; DNA strand elongation involved in DNA replication. NCBI's taxonomy places the organism in Eukaryota, Metazoa, Arthropoda, Insecta, Hymenoptera, Formicidae. The transcript is spliced from 11 exons.